UAUUCUGAUUUUUUUCCUCAUAAUCAAAAACACAUAUUUUGCGGCGCAUUUAACAUUCUCUCCUGCUUCAGUCGCUCUGAAUCGGCAUGUGAUUCUCGCUGAAGGACUAAAAACUGAAACUUGGAGCUUGGAUUUUGAGCCAUGGUCUUCACUUCUUCUUCUUCUUCUUCUUCUUUUGAAUUUCUGUGUUUUCGCCAAAAUUUCAGACCCGGAAUGAUGUAGUAUGAAUGCUUCGAAAGGUGUUCUUUCCUUGCUUUCUGGAAUGCGUUUAAGGGGUUCGAGUGGAUUUAUCAAUAUAUGCAGCCAAAGGGAAUCAUUGAACUGAGCAGAGCAAGCAUUCCACUUUUCUAUUGAUAUUCAUGAAGGACCUUUCUCAGAUGCUUCCUACCAGCAGGAGCAGAUCCCAGCUUAGAUCCAGCAGAUCUGGGUCUUUUUCAGAAAUGGAAUACUCGGAAUCAAGAAGGAAGCCUCACGUUCUUGGUAAACUCUUCAUGGCUGCUGUUUUGACAACAUUCUGUGUAGUUAUUGUGAAGCAACCUCCAAGCUUUAGCUGCUCAAAUGUGGUCGCUGAUCAUGAACCGGGAAUAAUGCAUGUUCUGGUAACUGGAGGAGCAGGCUAUAUAGGUUCACAUGCUGCACUUCGGCUCCUGAAGGACUCUUACAGAGUGACUAUUGUGGACAAUCUUUCCAGAGGAAAUAUGGGGGCAAUUAACGCCCUGCAAGAGCAAUUUGCGGAAGCUGGUAGACUACAGUUCAUUUUUACGGAUCUUGGCAACGCUAAAACUGUCAGAAAAUUAUUUUCUGAAAAUGCAUUUGAUGCUGUCAUGCAUUUUGCGGCCGUUGCUUAUGUUGGUGAGAGCAUGCUUGAGCCUCUCAGGUACUACCGCAACAUCACAGCAAAUACACUAAUCUUGCUUGAAGCUAUGGCAGCACAUAAAGUAAAAAUACUGAUAUAUUCUAGCACAUGUGCUACUUAUGGACAGCCUGAGAACAUGCCUAUCACAGAAGAAACUCCACAGGUUCCAAUUAACCCUUAUGGGAAGGCCAAGAAAAUGGCAGAGGAUAUAAUUCUAGAGUACUCGAAUAAAUCAAAUAUGAGCGUUACAAUUUUAAGGUAUUUUAAUGUGAUUGGAUCAGAUCCGGAAGGAAUAUUAGGUGAAUCUCCAAGACCAGAAUUGCGGGAGCAUGGUCGCAUAUCAGGCGCAUGUUUUGAUGCUGCAUUGGGAAUCAUUCCAGGGCUUAAGGUGAAGGGUACAGACUAUGAAACUGCAGAUGGAACUUGUAUCAGGGACUAUAUUGAUGUUACCGAUCUGAUUGAUGCUCAUGUCAAGGCCCUCAACAAGGCUCAACCCAACAAAGUUGGCAUAUACAAUGUUGGCACCGGAAAAGGAAGAACAGUGAAGGAGUUUGUGGAAGCUUGCAAGAAAGCAACUGGUGUUGAAAUCCAAGUGGAAUACUUGAGCCGGCGGCCCGGGGACUAUGCCGAAGUUUACAGCGAUCCAUCCAAGAUUCAGAGGGAGCUGAACUGGACUGCUCACAACACUGAUCUAUUUAAGAGCCUUCAGAUCGCCUGGAACUGGCAGAAGAAUCAUAGAAAUGGUUAUGGCUCUCCUCUUGCCAUGGCUUUUUGACUAUUCUAUGUGUGAUUAGUCAGGUUAUGUACACGCAAGGAUGUGUUUUUCAGAACUAAGAGCUCUUCUAUCUCUAUUUUUUUAUUAUUGGGAAAUUUACAUAUUUAGGGCACCAUCUUUAUGUAUUUACAUA
Molecule: messenger RNA, 1764 nt
Organism: Phalaenopsis equestris
Lineage: Eukaryota; Viridiplantae; Streptophyta; Magnoliopsida; Asparagales; Orchidaceae
Product: probable UDP-arabinose 4-epimerase 2
Exons: 11
Coding region: 360-1631 (423 amino acids)
Biological process (GO): beta-D-galactose catabolic process via UDP-galactose, Leloir pathway
Cellular component (GO): cytosol
Molecular function (GO): UDP-glucose 4-epimerase activity
Source: RefSeq, a predicted model, not a curated record